Messenger RNA from Laccaria bicolor S238N-H82, 1296 nucleotides. RefSeq lists its product as uncharacterized. Lineage: Eukaryota; Fungi; Basidiomycota; Agaricomycetes; Agaricales; Hydnangiaceae. The record is from RefSeq and is a predicted model, not a curated record. Bases 10 to 1242 code for a protein of 410 amino acids. The transcript is spliced from 6 exons.
AGGAUCGUCAUGUCAUCUUACGAGUCCCUUCGAGCUGCAGGCACCAGCGUCAUCUGUCUAUCCCCUUGGGGUGACUCAUCUCCCCUGUUAUUGCCUUGCAUUCGAUUCCGAGAUCUCGCUGUACACACUGUGAUCGUGGCCACGGGUGGGAUGGCGGCUGUCGCCGCACCAGUGAUGGGUCCAGUUUCCGAUGCCGUUAUCUCGACUCUCGGUGAUUCAAUUUUGGUGGAGCUUGGCCUCCACGCUGGCUUCGAAAUUUCAACAAAAAUCGCAAACGAUUUGAUCAUUGAUAAGUCAAUUAAGCACGCUAUCCCCAUUCAUUCCAAGAGGCUUGAAACGACAGGAAUAAAGGUUCUUUUGAUCACCCUCAAGUACAAGCACACGGUGGAAGACGCUGCUCUGGGCUUUUACCGCAGUUCAGUGCACAAGGAUUCUUCGCUUUUUGCCACUGUCAAGGAUUACCUCUCUGUUGAGAAGGGGUGGUUUUCUCCGUACCUCUUCGCAAGCGGAAGACGCCCCAUCAUUCCGAGGACAAUAAAGCCCGAUGUCAUCUUUUGCCACGGCCCAUUUUUAUUAGGGGAUUAUAGAGUGGGUGAGACCCUCCUGGCCGAGUCCGCGUCCACCAUCACGUUUUGUGACUCACCCCCACCGCUACCCGAAGUCGCCCCAGAAAAAAAGCCUUUUUCUUUGUCCCUCCCAAAGCUCUCGAACGUAUUUGACCGCUCGCGCACACCCUCCCCCGAGCCGGCUGUCACCCUUCUGCCACCCCCGCCUGUGCCGAGACGUAUGGUAAUCCUCGUGGUCGGGCUCAAACCACACCGAAAAUUAUGGACCACCAGUGCCCGUCCAUGCGAGAGUGUCAUAAACUAUAUUCUGCUCAAUGGAUGUCCUGCGAUUGUAGUUCCUGUCAAAGUGGGAGCACCUGUCGUUGCGUGGGACGGGCUUACACUGGAACAGCUUUGGAAGGUCGAGCUUCCGGACGAAGACGUCGAGAGGAGUACGAGUGGCAAGUUCGAGGGGAUCGUGGAUGUAUUGUUUGAGUAUCUGGACUUUUGUGUUGAUUGGGAGAGGGUCACACUAUCUGAGGGGCUCGGGAACGACGAGAACCCGGAUACAAAGGGUAUGCUAAAGGACGCGCUGGCAUUGUUGGUUGCUGCUGGGAUCAGGAGUGGUACUUCCAAGGAAGUUCAAAAGGAGAUGGAUAAGGAGAGGGGUGGAAUCGCUAUGUGGCGAAUUCCCUAGUAAUUAGUUCCCAGAAUUCAAUUAUUGCAAGGGCAGACGGUCACGUGCCUGUAA